Molecule: messenger RNA, 2272 nt
Organism: Daphnia pulicaria
Lineage: Eukaryota; Metazoa; Arthropoda; Branchiopoda; Diplostraca; Daphniidae
Exons: 13
Coding region: 951-2222 (423 amino acids)
Biological process (GO): late endosome to vacuole transport via multivesicular body sorting pathway
Cellular component (GO): multivesicular body
Source: RefSeq, a predicted model, not a curated record
AAUGGACCAGUAAUUCCUUUGGAACGUUCCACUCAUUCCCGCUCCUUCUUUUCUUCCACGUUGGCGGUUUUGUUAUUAAGUAGAGAGAUUACCAAAUCGAAGGUGUUCAAUCCAGCUGCAAACAACUUGUAUAAAAGCAGUUCCGGUGUUCCAGCGUCAACACACGAUAAAGGCCAAUGAUCCCUCGAUAUUGGAAAUCACAAGUUCCAGUUUAUGUGUGAAUAAAACACUGAUUGCAACUCCAUAUCAGGAGACAAGUCAACUUCUGCACCGAAAACUGAGGAAUCAUCUAAUUAAUCGAAAAGAACAAUCUGUGUCAUUAAGAGGCUUCAUCUAGAUGUUUCAGAGCCGAACUGCUGGAUGCGCAAGAUCUUACAAGACACCAGACCGGAGUAGUAACCGACAAGAUGAUGGUGACGUCCGAUGAAAAGAGGUGGUUGCAAAUGAAUGUUUAAUAACGUUCGUCGAUUUAUCCAACGGCUUCUCCUAUCUAGCGAUAACAAAGUUCCUACUUCAAUCAGGUAAAUUUUUAGGUUCAUUAUUAUCAAUACUCUUGGAAUUUCUUAGCUAACCGAUCCUGUGGUGAUAAUCAGUGUUCACAUGAGAACUGCGUAAGAUAUAUAUUUUUUUUUUAUAUAAUAAUUUUAAGGAUAUUUCAGGUAGUUAUUGUUUUUGGCUGUAAUAAUUCCCGAAAACAUUCUUUUUAUGGAAUAUAACUCAUUCAUGCCGAUAGUUGUUUGUUUACCGUUAAGUUGUGCAAGCUAAUUACAAAUGUUAUUUCAUUUCUACCUUUCUGGGACUAUGUGAACGAAAAAUCCAAGUAUGAGUUUCCAGGAUCUUCCUCCGUGGCCUAUGCUGUUUCCUAGAUUGUCUAUAGAUCCGUAGACUGAGCACGUCAGUUUUGAGACGAUUCCGUUCGCUGUUGGUCCCAUUAGGUACCUGUUCCAACCAUGGCUAUUUCUUUGGCAGUUGCUGAUUUACCCGUAAACUUGAGAAGUAUACAACCAUAUCUGGAGAUUGCCGAUGAUUACGAAUCCAAUGAUCCGUGUAUCAGUUACUGGUGUCGAUUAUAUGCUCUCAAGCAAGGAUUUAUCCUGGAAAGAGUAGAAGAAGAUCUUUCAUUUUUGCUUGUUUUGAUGGAAGUUUUGGGAAAGAACAAACAAGAUUUGCAAUCUAAAAUAGAGAUAACUGACAUACCUGUUGCUCGAGCUCACCUUGAAGGUGCGACCCAGAAGCUGUUAAGCUGGGCAGAAAAUGUGCCGCCUUUGGAAUCAUUAACUAAGUCUGAAACAUUAACGUGUGUUGUUGCUAAGGUAUUUCAGUCUGCUGCAAUGCUGCUAGAUGUGCGCUUUAUGUUUGGAGAGCCAAAUGAAGGCGAAUUCGAGAAAAAGAACUUACUGCGAUACAGGUAUACCGAACUACAUGGAAAAAAUUCGCACAGGGAAUUCCAUUCGGGGUCGACUACAAAAAAAUCAAAUAUUUGGAAGUUAUCUGAGAACUUAGUUGAUAGAACUUCCAGAGAAAUCCCAAACGAUGAGCAGAAGAAGAAUACUGAAUCACCACUAACUACUGCGAUGGAUGACGACCAAAAUCAAGCACAAUCACAAAAAGUUACCAAACAGGACGAACGGAAAAAGAUUUACGGACGCCUUUUCCUUUUACAACUGCUGAAUCAUCCAGUAUCACAGAAAAAGCCGGAAGGCCUGCCCAGUCUGGAAAUUGUUCGAAAUAAGAUGGGACGCAAUCAAAUAAUCGCCGAUAAACUAUUGGGUGUACAUCAGCAGCAGUAUCAACAAAGUCCAAACGUUAAUCCCAAGACGAUCGACUUGAUCUACAGUGUUGUUCACAAAGAUCGUGAAGAGCAAAAGAUGGAGUUAAAAAACUCCCAAUUCCAGGAACCUUUCAUUCCCAUGGAUAGACGUUCUCGUGAUUCCAUUGACUAUCGCUGGACUUCCGUACAUAAUAGUGAUAGUAGAGGUGGCAAUGUUAAGUUAGACAUAACGCAACUUCGGAUACUUAAGGUACCAGCAAGAGAUGCUGAUCAAGCAGUUACUAGUUUAGACACUGGAGGUAAAGGCCUCAUUUCUUGGGGUCAAGUAACCUCAAGUGGUAUGGCUCAGUCGUUGAUCGGUGGCGUUGGUGGUGAAAAGCAGCACUCCGUAGUGCAACUCCAUCCAGUCAAGUUAACACUAAUUUUCAACACAGCCUGGAUAAGUACUUGAGAGACGCAACCCAAUUAAAAACUACAGACGACAUCUGUAGCUGGAUUCAG